GCUCAGCUGCUGGAGCUGCGGACUCAGAACUACCAGCUGUCUGAUGAUCUCAGGAAGAACACGACAGAGCUGAACGCCAUCCGUCAGAAGAAUGUAGUUCUGGAGAGAGAUUUCAUCAAAGCACAGAAGGCUUUGAAUAAAAGCAAGAAAGCUCAGGAGGUGGAGGCGUUGCUGAGUGAGAACGAGAUGCUUCAGGGGAAACUUCACAGUCAGGAGGAAGACUUCAGACUGCAGAACAGCACGCUGAUGACUGAACUCUCCAAGCUGUGUACGCAGAUCGAGCAGCUAGAGCAGGAGAACCAGGGUCUGAAGGAAGGAGGAGGAGCCGCUGCAUCUAGCCCCGCCCCCAACUCCACCUCCAGCCCCGUGGAUGGAGAGCUGCUCCGCCUGCAGGCUGAAAACUCCACCCUGCAGAAGAAGAUGAAAGCUCUCCAGGAGCACCACGACAAAGAGCUCCAGAGACAGGCGGCCGCACAUGGCGCCAAUACAGAGACGGACGGGUCGGCCGGCGCCAACGGAGUGUCUGAUGUCACAGGGAGAGGGGAGGAGCUAGCAGCAGAGGGAACCAGUGACAGGACAGAACAGACGUCGGCUCAGCUGGAGCGCACAGACAAACAGCUGCACGGCCUGUCAGAGAAGAGCGUAGAGAAGAUUGUAGGUAAGCAGGCAGCGCUAGGCUGGUCGGCUGCUCUCUGUCCAAUAACUCACUGCUUUGGACCAGAGCUGGAGAUGGCACUGAACACGGAGCAGGAGGAGAAGAGGCUGCUGAGGGAGCAGAUCCACAACCUGGAGACGUCCAAACAGGCAGAAAUCACCAAACUGCAGGAAGAGAUCACAAAGCUGUCUGACAAGUUAAAGAAGAAACAGGAGAGUUUUCAGCGUCUGCAGGGAGAGAAGGAGGCUCUGUACAAUGACAGCAGGACAAAGAUCGAUGAGAUCAACCAAAAAAAAGAGGAGGAGCUGAAAGCCAUGAACCUCCGCGUCCAGAAACUACAGUCAGACCACAUGGCAGCCAAUCAGAUGACGGCAGAGCUGAGAGAGCAGCUGCAGAGCAAAGACAAAGAACAUGAAGUGGCUCUGCACAGCCUGAGAGACCACGUAGCCAGUCAGAGUGUCAGUCAGGAACAGGUGGACAACAUCCUGCAGGAGAAUGAUGCUCUGAGGACAAACCUAGCUGCUCUAGAACAGAUCCAGACGGUGAAGACGCAGGAGAUGAACCUGCUGCGUGAACAGCAGGAGGCGCUGACGUCCGAGCUGCAGCAGAGACGAGUCGAGCAGGAGAGUCUGUUAGCGCAGAGAGACGACCUCAACUCCCAGCUGCAGGAGUCGAGUUUUGCAAACAGGAAGUUGUUGGAGCAGCUGACGGACGAAGGACAGGAGAAGGACAAACUGCUGAGAGAGCUGGACGAGGCCAAGAAGACAGCAGAGAAGAGGAAGGCCAUGUUGGACGACAUGGCCAUCCAGCUGAGCCAGGAGAAGUCUGACCACAAGGAGGCGCUGUCAGACCUCAAACUGCAGCAUGAGAAGGAGGUUCUCGGGGUGAGGGCUCGUUAUGAGAAGGAGCUCCGAGGUCUCCAUGAAGACAAGAACCGGUCAGAGGAGGAGAUCCGACAGCAGCUCAGAGAUGAAAAGGCUCGUACGAAGGAGUUGGAGGGUCUCCAGCAGCGGGUGGAGGAGCUGCAGGCUCAGGUUCUGUCCAUGGAGGGAACCAAAGGAUGGUUUGAGAGGAGACUGAAAGAGGCCGAGGAGAACAUCGAGAAAAAGUCUCUGGAACAUCAGGAGGAGUUUGAGCGCCUGAAGAAGGAACACACACUCCAGCUUGAGGAGAAGCAGUUGCAGACAGAGGGAGUGCAGCAGCAGCUGGUGGAGGUGGAGAAACAGAAAGAAGAACACAACGACACCAUCGCUAAACUCAAACAGGAGAUCAAAGACACCGUGGACGGACAGAGAAUCCUGGAGAAGAAGGGAAGUGCAGCG
Labrus bergylta (ballan wrasse) is the source of this 1977-nucleotide messenger RNA. NCBI's taxonomy places the organism in Eukaryota, Metazoa, Chordata, Actinopteri, Labriformes, Labridae. The record is from RefSeq and is a predicted model, not a curated record.